AUGAGAACUAAUCAUUAAUACAAUUAUAAUUAUAAAUUAGACUAAAUAUUUUCCAGAGAAAAGUAAUCCAACAUUUAUACAUUUAUUAGAUCUUAUGAUAUUCAUUUGAAAAAAUUGAAUGAAAUUAAAAGCAAAAAAUCACAUUCAUAAUCAAGAGUCUAACAUAUUGAAAUCUUGGAAAAGAGAAAUUCUAUGAGACAAUAAAGAAGGCGUUUCGAUCUCAGUGGUAUGUUUUCAUGAAGAUUUUAAUAAAUUUAGAACAAUCAGAACGAAUCAAUAAGGGAAACAGUUAAUUAUAUUAUAAAAUAACAGAAAUCUGCAAUAGGCCAAUGUAAUAAGAUUACUAUAAAUAUGAAGAUGAAAAUCUGCAUCACCCUCAUAAUUUAAAUUUAACUUUUCGCAAAAUACAAGCUCAAUAAAUUUAAAAUGAAAACAUUAAAUUAGCUGAUAGACUUAUGAAACAAGAACCAGUCCUAAAAUUGGAUGAGUAUUCUCAUUAAUAUACUGAAAACAAAAGAUUGAUGUAAAGACUUUAAAGAUAUCAAUAAUGUUAACAAUAUGUUAAUUCAAUUAGGUAAUCUUAUAUUUAUUUUAGAAAUAAUUUGACUCUUUCCAAUCGCGAUACAACAAAUAAUAGUUCACUAUCCUGCAAAAAAAAGGAAAAAACAUAGUUAUUACCAAUUCUUAAGUAGUUAUAUAUGUUUAAUCCUAGUGCCAAAAAUAAAUCAAUUGAUGCUUCUGAAUUAGAAAAAAUCAAUUAUUUAAUAAAUUAAGAAGAAGUAUCUACCUUAAAGGAACUUAUAUAAUAAGAAGAAAAAUAACAAUAACAAGAUGAAAAGAAUUAGAACAAAUAAGAAUUGCCCGAAAUCCCUUAACUAAAUGAGGAAUCAUAAAUAGAAACUUUAAGACAAAAUGAAAUUGUGGAGAGCUAAAUUUAAUAAUAGAUAGAUAAUGAAGUCAAACAAUAGAGUGACGAUGAUGUUGAAUAAUGA
This is a messenger RNA of Paramecium octaurelia, 992 nucleotides long. Lineage: Eukaryota; Ciliophora; Oligohymenophorea; Peniculida; Parameciidae. The record is from the annotation of a GenBank genome assembly.